This is a messenger RNA of Mugil cephalus (flathead mullet), 7594 nucleotides long. Its product is annotated as arf-GAP with coiled-coil, ANK repeat and PH domain-containing protein 2-like. The record is from RefSeq and is a predicted model, not a curated record. The transcript has 26 exons. Gene Ontology annotation, cellular component: cytoplasm. The coding region runs from base 2593 to 5055 and encodes 820 amino acids. Gene Ontology annotation, molecular function: GTPase activator activity; protein binding. NCBI's taxonomy places the organism in Eukaryota, Metazoa, Chordata, Actinopteri, Mugiliformes, Mugilidae.
UAUUUAUGAGAGAGGCAAGCACCAAACUAGCUUCUUGCUAACCAGUCAGCAGUUAAGUAGCUAGCUGUUUGUUGGCUGCUACUUUUCUAUUUUUGACUCUUAAGAAAGCUGGGGCCAGCCCGGAGGGCUGCUGGUGUGGCAGGGAAACCAACCACAAGCUCACUGAGAAUUGUAGCACACAAUGCUGUUCCACUGUCUGUUUUCUGAAUACGUAAAGAUGGGAAAAGAUGCCAUCCUUUUAUGAUUCUCUGAUUAAGUGUUUGUAUGACAGCACAUACUGUCGUACCUUAUUCAACUUGGAACAUAUUGUAUUGUCACUUGGCUUCGGGAGAAGAGUAGUCUACAUAAAAGCUGUCUCUUAAUAACGCUGCACAUUAUAUAUUCAUUUUCUUAUUUUCUUGCUUUAAGUGUCAGAAAUGAAUGUCAACAAAAAAAAGCAGGUCACGAUUUAUCCAAGUCAGAAUAACAUGAAAUUACUUGUGUCGUCCAACCCAAGGGUACUUACACUUACUUGCUAGUUCAUUUGGUACACCAGUGAAUUCUGAUAUAACAUUCCCAAUAAAAUCUUAGCUUAAUGAAUGUUAUGGUAUUUGGCCUUUCUUUAAAAUAACUGUGAGAUCAGUCAACCCCAUUUUUAACACAACUAAUUUAUUAGCACCACAAACUACUUCCUCAUUUUUGUUAUGGUGUUUCAGCUUAAACUGAAUAUGAUGAGGGUAACAACAUAAUUUAAUGCAAGACAGUUAUAUUAAAAUUUAUUUUUACUAGUGCAGGACAAUUUAUCUGAACAAUGAUACAUUGUUAGAUAAUAAAGUGUGAAAAAUAUUCACACAUACAAAGCCAAAGUUGUGGAAUUUGUACUUAAAUAUAGUCAAAAUACCUCCCAGUUAUGAUUGGUUUAGUUUUUACACCAGCCACAUCAGACAGGACAAAAGAAAACCACCUGUACAAAGUACUUAGUAAGAGUCUUCAUCUUCUCUGCUACUUUUUUUAUUGUUUUAAGCUUAAAAGUGGUUAUGUACUCUCGACUUCCUGCUCAGUCACUUUGUAUUAUCCAAUGUUUUUGAGAAAGCUUCUUCCUCCCUCCCUUCCCACACUGCUGCAAUAUCCUCUAGGACCGAAACAAGGAACAGAUGUUAGAUAGUUGUGUGCAGAAGAAUAGAGCACUUAAAAAAAAUCAGUUUCCUUUAGGAUCAUAUUCAGUGAGUUGAACAAAAGUAGACUUUGAAGGCGGCUGCUCUAAUGCUUCAUUAUAACCAGGAUGGCUGUAAAUACUCAGCAUUUUCCAAGCUGUCUUUCUCGUCCUUUAUUCCUCAUUUGCAUCAUCAGUAUCAUCAUACAUUGGCUCACGUUUAACUGAACAGGGAUAACAGAGCGUUGAUUCACCACAGAUCCUUUGAAGUUAUCUGUACCAGUGAUGUCAAACAAAGAUAGGAAAUAACUUAAUUUGUACUGCAGAUAGAGGCUGUGGUUAAAAUCUAUUCUUGGCUUUUCCAAAAGUCUCAAAUGACGUGUUCUCCCUGUUUGAAAUUCAUUGAAUUCACCAAGUUUGUAGUCUAAAUCAGUUAUCUAAGUUAUUACCAUUACUGGAAGGUGGGCUGCAAUGACAAGCAAAAAAAGGGAUGUAUGCACGGAUGUCCAGAUCAGGUAUUUUUAGUCCCUUUUUAGAUCAUGUGUGCACUGAGCAACUGUAUUAAGAAGAAUACAAGCUAAUUAAUUUAAGGAUUUUUUUUGUUGGAACUGUUGGAACAGCUGGAGAUAUUCUAACUCUAAACUGCAAAAUUUACAUCCAAACAUUUAAUGUUAGUUAUUAUUAUUUUUACUAGAUGUCUACUAUAUUACUGUUAUAUUUAAGUCCUUUGUUUUCAGUUAGGACACAUUCUACUAGCUCUCCAUCUUUCUUUCCAACAAGUGACUUCCAUGAUAAAACACUGGUUUAGAUGAUACCUUCACCAAAACUCUGAAAUUCUAUAUUCCAACUCGGACAUUUCAGACUUACGAUAUUAUAGCGUUCACGUUACAGGUUAACUUGGAGGAGAAAAAAUAAGUUUGGUAUAUUUCCACGGUUUGCAUUAAAAUAUGUGCAGCAGCUAUUUAUUAUUAUUAUUUUUUUUCAUUUUGGAAGCAGUCAUUUCUGAAUUUGACAACUAUGAGCUUAUUUUCUCCCAAGUUGUCUUGAAUGUAGCACAGCUGCGGCUGGAUCUCAAUCGAGCUUUCCCCCACCCCCAACCUACUUUUUAUUGGCUAGUGAUGUUAGUUUGGAGAGGGAAAGCUGUGUUACUCUCAUUUCAUUGGUAGAUGAACUCAAUUGACUGCUCAAACCUGACAGUAUCCCACAUCAACAUUUACUUAUUUUUCUAAAUGCUGAUCUUUUUUUAAUCUGGAUCAAACGCCACACGCCGGAGAUCCAACACGGUGCCGAAAUACUUCAAGCCCUGCAUAUUCUCCGUGUUGGGAGACACAUGUAAUACUGGAUAAAAACUGGUGACUGGUGAAACAGAUGAAAACUAAUGAGCCACCAUAGAGGAAGUGGAGGGAGAUGUGUGUGAGUUGGAAUCCAAGCUUGACAAAUUAGUGAAGUUGUGUAUUGGGAUGAUUGAUGCUGGAAAAGCCUACAAUGCAGCUAACAAGCAGUUUGUUAACGGGAUCCGUGAGCUUGCCCAGCAGUCCACCAAAGAUGAUGUCAUUGAGUCCAGUCUCACAAAGUUUGCAGAGAGCCUACAGGAGAUGAUCAACUAUCACACGAUAUUAUUUGAUCAAGCCCAGCGAUCAAUCAAGACCCAGCUUCAAACGUUUGUCAAAGACGACCUACGUAAAUUCAAAGAAGCCAAGAAGCAAUUUGACAAAGUGAGCGAGGAAAAGGAGGCAGCGCUUAUCAAGAAUGCUCAGGCUCCCCGCAACAAGCAGCAUGAGGUGGAGGAAGCCACCAACAUCCUUACCGCCACGCGCAAGUGCUUCCGACAUAUUGUCCUCGACUACGUCUUACAGAUAAAUGUACUGCAGUCCAAGAGAAGGUCAGAAAUCCUGAAAUCGAUGCUGUCCUUCAUGUACGCCCAUCUGACAUUCUUCCACCAAGGUUAUGACCUCUUCAGUGAACUCCAGCCUCUUAUGAAACAGCUAGGAGGACAGUUGGACCAGUUGGUGGUGGAUGCUGCCAAAGAGAAGAGGGACAUGGAGCAGAAACACUCCACCAUCCAACAAAAGGCCGCUCUGCAGGAGGUGACAGAGCUCGAAUAUUUACCAGACUGCCGCAACUUUUGCGCAUGGAGGUCGACCUCCGUACGUAGAGUCAAUGCAUCGGAUUUCUCGAAUGACGACACCAAACUGGAGUAUAAUGUGGAUGCAGACAAUGGAAUCGCCAUGGAGGGUUAUCUGUUUAAGAGGGCAAGCAAUGCCUUCAAGACAUGGAAUAGGCGUUGGUUCUCCAUCCAAAACAAUCAGUUAGUAUACCAGAAGAAAUUUAAGGACAACCCUACAGUGGUGGUAGAAGAUCUGAGGCUAUGUACAGUCAAACACUGUGAGGACAUAGAGCGUCGCUUCUGUUUUGAAGUGGUGUCACCCACCAAGAGCUGCAUGAUGCAGGCAGACUCUGAAAAACUGCGACAGGCCUGGAUCAAAGCUGUCCAGAACAGCAUCGCCACGGCCUUCCGUGACAAAGGGGAUGACAACGAGAAGCUGGAUAGGAAGUCAUCCACGUCGACUGGGAGUCUGGAUUCAGGUGGGGAGCCAAAGGAGAGAUCAUUAAAGGGAGAAAGUGCCCUGCAGAAGGUCCUGGCCAUCCCAGGCAAUGCCUGCUGCUGUGACUGUGGCCAGCCAGAUCCACGCUGGGCCAGUAUCAAUCUGGGCAUCACCCUCUGUAUACAGUGCUCUGGCAUACACAGGAGUCUGGGAGUGCAUUUCUCUAAGGUUCGGUCUUUAACUUUGGAUACAUGGGAGCCCGAACUACUUAAGCUGAUGUGUGAACUGGGGAACAAAGUGAUCAACCAGAUCUAUGAAGCUCGGCAAGAGGAUCUAGGAGCUAGAAAACCACAACCAGGAGACCCGAGACACGAGGUAGAGGCUUACAUUAAAGCCAAGUAUGUGGAUCGCCGAUUUGUCCGCCGACCAUCAGAUGAAGAGCUUCGCAACAAAGUGGUUUCUUUGAGUAAACAGGAGAAGAGGCUGAGUAGCAGCUCUGAGCAUCUGACACCGAGACCGCCUCCACCCACCCCAAACCUUCGACCCAGUUCUAACAUCUCUGGGCAGUCAGCUGCUGCCAGUGGUGCGGAGGCUCGCCGUGACUCUCUCUUCUGUCCUGACGAGCUUGACUCACUCUUCUCCUACUUUGACACCUCCUCCAAGCUCAGGAGCAUAAAAAGUGCAGACAGCGGCAUUCAGAACAGUGCUGAUGGGAGCAGGGAGAUGCUCAAUACCACCCCCUCCAGUAACAGCCUGGCAGAUGCAGAAGCUGCUGAGUGUCCACUGCCUGCCACGCUUCCUCCUCCGUCACCCUGUAAAGAGAUGGUUUUCUAUGAACCCAAGGAGUACAGUCCAGGUCUGCAGCUCUACUGGGCGUCAUGUGCCCGCAGCCUGCCAGACAUGGCAGAGGCACUUGCCCACGGAGCUGAGGUCAAUUGGGUCAAUACGGAGGAGGAUAAGAGAACGCCGCUUAUCAUGGCGGUGCAGGGGGGUUCACUGGUCACCUGUGAGUUUCUGCUCCAAAAUGCAGCUAAUGUGAACCAGCAGGAUGCCCAGGGCAGAGGACCUCUUCACCACGCCACUACGCUGGGACACACAGGGCAAGUAUGUUUAUUCUUGAAAAGAGGAGCAAACCAGAACGCUGCAGACAUUGAUGAGAAAACUCCCCUGACCAUAGCAGUGGAAGCAGCCAAUGCUGAUAUUGUCACACUGUUGCGACUGGCCAAGAUGAACGAAGAGAUGCGGGAGGCCGAGGGGCCGUACAGCCAGUCAGGAGAUGAAACCUACCAGGACAUUUUCCAGGAUUUUACCCAUAUGGCCUCCAACGACCCGGACAAGCUGAAUCGCUACCAGCAGUACGACACACAGCGACCCUGACACUGCAUAAACACUGUCCACUAGCAGUCAGACACUCAUGACAUGACAGACACAGAAAUAAAAGACAUCUUAAAUGACGUCUCCACUUGAUCAGAAAGCCUUUAAGCCUUAAACGUGUCGGCCACAGCUGGAGACAUGUCACUGUAUCGAAUGCGGUCAGAGAGCCCUUUCAUCUACUUCAUUUUCAAACAGUCACUUCAGUCAAGUGAAGGGGAACUUUUUUUAAACAGUACUUUUCAGCAGAACCUAUUAUAGUAAAUGGUACAGUGUUAAAUAAUUGGAAUGGAUUUGCUAAGAUAUAAGAUAAAUGAUUAUUGAACUUGGUCUGAAUGUAGAGCUGCCAUCAAGGCUAUUGGUCAUUUUGACCCAGCUUCAUUUUUCAUGUCUCACCUCUGGACACAAAAAACACACACACGCGCACACAUAUGUGUGUGCGCCUGUGUGUGUGUUUUAAAAACAAAUUUAAAAAAAAAGCUGCAAAGAAAAGUGAGUGGGGGCUGUUCAAUAACCUAUUUACUUUUUUAAGUCUAUCUUUUCAGUACCAUCCUUUUUAUAUUAUCAGCUUUUUUUCUUGCAUUGUUUUGCUUUAAAUAACUCACAGCAUAUAUGACAAUAUGCUUUUACUUAUUUGCACAAAUGUCUUUGUCUCAAAUCGCCACUGAUGUUGAUGCAUUUGUAAUUUGAAAUGGAUUAUAGUUGUUUUUAAUGGAUUUGUUUUAAAUGCUUGUAAUUUUGAAAAAGCUUCCUCUAAAUGAUUUUUGAUUUUCCAUAUUAGCACCUGCAGUAUGUGUUCUUGAGCCAAUCAGCCCUUCAACGCGGUGAUUUUGUGGAAUAGAAAUACUUGUUUAGGUUGAUUAGCAUACUGAUAAAGUCUCAAGCUGAUACCAGAUUAACUGUGUGGACCUGUAGAAAAUACAGCCAUCAGCCACAACAUUAAAACCUGCUUUGUACUGAAUAAAAUGAGGUUUUCACACAGGACCUGUAAGGGUGAACUGUGGAGUUUGCCUCUAGGCUGUAGGAUUCUGUAAAUUGCAGGGUAGGGCCUCAAUGUUUCCGUUUUGUUCAGAUUCUGUUGAUCAUUUCAAGGGGAUAUGAAGAGUGUUGAGGCAAGGUCAUUAGACCCUUUAUUGUGUUCCUCAACAGUUUUUGCAGUGUGGUGCGGUGUAUUUUUGGCCGUUGGUUUAGCCUGCUGCGUGUGCCAUUGUUGCCAUAGGUGUGUACUUGGUCUGCAGCAAUGUUCAUGUGGCAGUACCAAAGUAACAUUACAAAAAUCAGGACCCAGGUUUCCCUGAAGGACAUUUCAUUUUGAUGAGUUUAUUAACGUAAUUUACCUUAUCUGAUGGUGGUUUUAAUGCAGUGGCUGAUCAAGGUGAUGUAUGUGGUCAUUUUAUUUGGUUUCAAGUACUGAUAACACUUCAUUUUACUGGUCCAUAAUUUCCCCAACAUUUCCUGGUUGUGUGUAAUCAGGUUUAUGUAGACCCGAGUAAAUAUUUUCUUUAAGUUGGUGAAAUUUAUUGGCAGCACCUGUUGUUACCCAGGUAACAGCAAGCACAGUUUAGUCGUACAAGAGGCAGAAAUCUGGAGGCAGCAAACCCCCAUUGAACAAACAGAAAGAAAGAAAAGUUUAAUCUUUUUACAGCACAACCAAACAACUUAAUGUCAUUGUUAUAGAAAAAUUCAUUCCGUUAUCAAUAUUUGGUCAAAGCCAAUAAGCAAUGACAGAAAGAUUUCAUUCAGUUUUACAUAAUAGUAAUAACAAUAGUUAAUGCCUGGGCAGCCUACCACUUGCAGCUCCUCAUCACACAGCUCACUGCGGCUACGCCUUCCUGUUCCACUAAUAUGUUGAAUGGAUGGUGUUGAAACACUGCCAGCUGCUUCAUUAAAACCUCAGUGUUAUUGUGUAUUUUUGUAUCCUUGCUGAGCUGCUGUGUACUUAAUACUUAAUCGUUAAUUAGUUCAAUUUAUGAAACCAUCACAAAGAAAUUUAAUAGAACAUUGUUAGGAAAUUAUUUUGGAAAGUACAAAGUACAUACAGCCUGGAAAAUAAAAGGUAAGCAUGCUGUGGGAAUUCUGUAGAAGUGUGACUUGAGUUGUGAAGCCACUGUGAUUUAGUGCGUUGAGUUGAAUCAAAGUGAUACUGUUUGACUUAGUUCAGAUAUCAAAGCUUCACAUCUAAAAAUGAAUGCUUCAAAGUUAACGUUAGCCGCUUUGUACUGUACUACAGGAUCUGUGACUUUUCUUCCUAUGAAAUUGUAAAAUCUUCACUUGUUUGUCACAUUUACAUAUAUAUGACAUUAAACCUUCAGCCAACAUGGUAUACAACUCUUGUACAUUUUGUACAGAUGCUUUUGAAUGGAUUACUGAAGUAUAAAGUUAGUGGUACUUGAAUCAUUAAAUAAGCUUUUAUAUAGCCUAUCCUGUUCUUUGUAUCCUUCAUAUAUUUAGCCCAUUUUAUAUUACCUGUCUGUAUACCAACAUACAUGCACUGUAUAAUAUACCUGUAAUGUGUAAGGACUUCAAUACAUAUACAGACCAAGGA